Molecule: messenger RNA, 1259 nt
Organism: Aaosphaeria arxii CBS 175.79
Lineage: Eukaryota; Fungi; Ascomycota; Dothideomycetes; Pleosporales
Product: DJ-1
Exons: 4
Coding region: 429-1025 (198 amino acids)
Biological process (GO): guanine deglycation, glyoxal removal; protein deglycation, glyoxal removal
Cellular component (GO): cytosol; nucleus
Molecular function (GO): protein deglycase activity
Source: RefSeq, a predicted model, not a curated record
GCUACGAGUAAUAGGUCCCCUCUCCCCCAAUGUGGGGUGAGUCCCUGGGAAGCUCUGGCCAACAAACAGCCCACCUAAACGUCACCGCGACGUGACAAACCGACCAACUAGCAAACAAACAAUCAAGAAACUUCCAAGCCGUUUUGAUAACGAGGAAAAUUCCUUGAGUUACAAGACAGAAAGAAAUAAUUCGACUACCUGACCAACUGGUUUCUAAAUCUUUUCGCUUGCCUUGAUUUCGCACUUGCCUAACUGGCGAACCUGACCUGUGAAAAGGUUGGUUGAUACUUGAGGAUUCCAACAUUCGAUAUCGUAUCAGGAGUAUUAGGUCUUGAUAUCGACGUCGAUACCUUACGUCGACGACGACUGGAGAGAGAAGAGAAAAGAGCAAGGAUAAGAACAGAAAAACGAGACAGACAUUGACAAACAUGCCGAGAGCAUUGAUUCUCGUCGCGGACGGUUCUGAGGAGAUUGAGUUCGUCACGCCUUAUGACGUUCUGAUUCGUGCCGGGUUCGAGGUCGUGUCUGCUGGUGUGCAGCUCAAGGACGAUGGCAUCGCACACAUGACGCGCAACAUCCGCAUCAUCCCCGACCACCCGACCCUCUCCUCCGUCCCGCACCAGACCGCCCACGAAUCCUUCGACAUCCUGAUUCUCCCCGGCGGCGGCCCCGGCGCGCAGACCUUCUCCAACAACGACACGGUCCUCGAGCUCAUCGCCGCUUUCCGGACCGCCGGGAAGUACGUCGCCGCCAUCUGCGCCGGCACGACGGCCCUGGUGGCUGCGCAGAAGAAGCACGGGGGCGAGAAGGUGAGGGUCACGAGCCAUCCGAGCGUGCAGGAGAAGGUGGAGGGCGAGGGCGGGUGGGAGUACAGUGUUGAGAGGGUUGUCGUCGAUGGGAAGGUGAUUACUUCUAGGGGACCAGGCACGGCGUUGGGAUUCUCGCUUGCCAUAGUAGAGGCGAUUGCUGGCAAGUCGAAGAGGGAUGAAGUGGCUGGACCGAUGGUCGUCGCCGAGACCUUGUAAGGCCGCAAAACUGAGGCCCAGAAAGCAAGGACGGAUGAUGGGGGAAUCGACCGUCCCAGGCGGAAGGGGAAAUGCUCCAAGGCCCUGACGAAACUUUAAGAUAUACCUGCGUGUAACUAUACUCCAGGCUCUCGGAGAGGCUGAACGGGUUGGUCGGACCUCAGAACUCUACACGAAUAUUAGCGGAGGAGAUUGCGAGCAUGCUAGAUAGCAAUUUAAUAGAUUAUCUCUCCC